This is a messenger RNA of Paramuricea clavata, 694 nucleotides long. NCBI's taxonomy places the organism in Eukaryota, Metazoa, Cnidaria, Anthozoa, Malacalcyonacea, Plexauridae. The record is from the annotation of a GenBank genome assembly.
AUGGCGAUCAACGAAGCAGAACGGCCAAGCCGAACUAGAUUAAGCCGAAAUAUUGAUGGCGCUCGUGAAGAGAAACUGCGAAGUUUAAAGGCGUCAAACUCAGCGUAUCGUGGGGCUAUUACUCGAGUUCAAAAACGGAUAGAACAGUUAAUGACUGAUAGAAGCAAUUAUGAAGAAGUUCAAGCCGAAAAAGCGUCGCUGGAUAAAACGUUUAUGAGUUAUUCAAAAUGCUGUCAAGACAUUAAAGAUUGUUUGUACGAGGACGAAGUCACUGAAUUCCGUGAGAUAGCGAAAGGAUAUACUAACGUUUGCAACGCAAAGGAACAUUUAGAUCGGAAGCUUGGAGAAUGGAUAGCAAUCGCUGAUGUUGAUUUAGAGACGAAUUUUAAAGAACGCUUUGAGCCAAGCGAAUUAACGACGUUUCGAGUGAAUGAACACGAAAGGUUAACAACAUUGAACGAAUUUGCAUACCCAAACAUGCGAAGUGAUGGUCAUGUAGCCUCGGAUAUCGACAGUCGGAGAUCAAGUUUGAAUCGUGUCUCGCCCGGUAUGACGGAAUUGCAAUAUUUCAAGUCAAGAAAUGAGAUGCCUGAAUCCCGACGCAAGGUGGGUAUGAUUCGAAGCACUCAAACAAGUGUAGCAUCUGAAAGUGCGAGUAUUAGAAGAGCGAAAGCUGAACUAGAAAAACAACGAU